Mesitornis unicolor (brown roatelo) is the source of this 560-nucleotide messenger RNA. RefSeq names its product kynureninase-like. Gene Ontology annotation, molecular function: kynureninase activity; pyridoxal phosphate binding. NCBI's taxonomy places the organism in Eukaryota, Metazoa, Chordata, Aves, Mesitornithiformes, Mesitornithidae. The transcript is spliced from 6 exons. The record is from RefSeq and is a predicted model, not a curated record. The annotation marks the transcript as partial. Gene Ontology annotation, biological process: NAD+ biosynthetic process. Gene Ontology annotation, cellular component: cytoplasm.
CGGAUCCGAGCCUGGUGAAUGGAGAGGAGAGCUGUGUGUACUUUGCUGGGAAUUCUCUCGGACUCCAGCCACGAAAAGUUAAAACUUACUUGGAUGAAGAACUGGACAAGUGGGCUAAAACAGGUGUUCAUGGCCAUUUCAAUGGUCAGCGCCCCUGGGCUUUGGCAGAUGAAUGUAUCCUGGAUGUGAUGGCAGACCUGGUUGGGGCCCACAGACAUGAAGUAGCCUUAAUGAAUGGGCUGACUGUUAACUUGCACCUCCAGAUGCUAUCUUUCUUUAAACCUACUCCAAGACGCUAUAAAAUUCUUCUAGAAGCCAGAGCCUUUCCCUCUGACCAUUACGCUGUUGAGUCCCAGCUUCGGCUUCACGGACUUGAUGUGGAGAAAAGUAUGCUCCUGAUGCAGCCGCGGGAGGGGGAGGAGACCUUGAGGAUCGAAGAUAUCCUUGCUGUAAUCGAGAAGGAAGGGGACUCCAUCGCCGUUGUCCUGUUCAGUGGGGUGCAGUACUACACGGGACAGUUGUUUGACAUCCCUAGAAUAACAAAGGCUGGCCAAAAAAAG